AUGAAUCUAUUUUCUCCGAGUGGUGAAACACAAUCGUUGUUAAAAAACAAUAGUUUUAAUGUAAAAUGGAAUAAUAAAGUGGUCAAGUGGAUUUUCGGUAUAGUUUUAUUUGUUUUAUUGUUACUAGGUGCUAUUUAUCUUGUGCACAUUUAUACUAAUACUAUAAUUCAGCUGGAAUCUCAUGCAACUAUAAAAGUACCUAAUAUAAAAAAAAAUCCACUACACAUCACGAGUAUUGCAACCACAAACGAUGACUUUUUAAAGAAAUGUGCUCCUAUAGUUAAAUGUGAUCCAGAUGCCAAAUAUAGAAGUGCAAAUGGAUCUUGUAAUAAUUUGGGGACUCCCACUUGGGGUGCCUCAACAACGCCAUUUUUUCGUAUGAAUGAUGCCAAUUACAGUGAUGGCUAUUACGCGUUACGGUUACAAACAAAUGGAAUAGCAUUGCCUAGUCCAAGAUUAAUAAAUGUUCAAGUCUUUCUGAAUCAUGAAAUAUAUCGCGUUGACGAAAAUAAUGUACUUUUAUUUCCAUUCGCACAAUCAUCAGCCCAUGACAUAUCGGGGUUACCUAAUGAUAUUAUAUCAGAAAAGAAUGGCAAUGCAAUAGAUUGUUGUUCGGCUGAAAAUAAAAAAAACAAAUAUCCACAAUGUCUUGAGAUUAUCGAAGCAACCGACGAUCCUGUUUAUAGUACGUUUAAUGUAACUUGUACAGGUACAUUCCGUGCAAAGACAUCGAGGAAUUAUUACGACUGCCCGUUAUACCCCACAACGUUUAUCAAUACCAAUACACAUUUCAUCGACGCGUCUGAAGUGUAUGGAUCAGACGAAAAUCAUGCACAACACCUUAGAACUAUGGAUGGCGGAAGACUCAAUUUCUCAAUUAGUGACAAUGGUCAAAUGUUUUGUCCAUUUCUAGACAAUCAAAACAAGGAACCAUCAAUUGAAAAUCCAAAUAGCCAUAUUAGAUAUGAUACAGGAGAUCCAAACAAUGGGAAUCAAAAUUUAGGAAUUACUUCAAUGCAGACCUUAUUCUUAAGGUUUCAUAACUAUGUUGCUUUAAAGCUUUCGUCUUUAAAUCCAUUUUGGUCCGAUGAAAUUGUUUAUCAGGAGUCGCGAAGAAUUGUCAUUGCAACUAUUCAACGUAUCAUAUAUGAAGAUUUUUUACCGAUUAUUAUUGGAGAUGAUUUCCAAGAAUUAUAUGGAUUAAACCAACCAAAUAUCUAUGAUCCCAGUGUAAAUCCCUCGACGGCUCAAGAAUUUUCGACUGCUGCUUAUCGAGUCCUACAUGCAAUUAUACCGGCUCAGUUAAAUUUUAUGAACAAUAAUUACAAAAUAGAAAACUGGGUAAAAAUUAUCGAUUGGAUGUUAGUAUCAGACCCAUUACCCAUUGAUAAUAAUUUCGAUAAAUUGUUAAAAGGGUUUAUAGAGACUCCAGGACGAAUAGUUCAACCUUCUUACAAUUUCUAUAUGUCCAACUUCUUGUUCCUUACAAUAAACAAUUCUUUAUUAGCUGGACCUGUCUCACUCGAUAAUGUUAAUCUCCAUACACCCCAGUUCGGUAAUCGUGAUCUGCUAGCAACUGAUAUUUUAAGGGGCCGCGAUGUGGGCCUUCAACCAUACAAUCAAGUCAGGCAUUUUUGCGGAUAUCCGUUGGCCAAAGAUUUUGAUGACUUAGUGGAUCUUAUACACAUAAAAGCUAUAGCCCAAUUAAAAGAACUUUAUAACUCAGUAAAUGAUAUAGACUUAAUGGUAGGUCUUUUAUUGGAAAAACACAGUGACGGUGCGAUUGUAGGUCCGACGACCCGGUGUUUGAUGGCCGACGGUUUUUAUCGAUACAAAGCGGGUGAUCGAUUUUUCUACGAUGUGCAAGGACAACCCGGUAGCUUCACCGAUGGUCAAUUGAAAGUGAUUAAGAAAAUUACUCUCGGCCAUGUCAUAUGUGCUACUUCAAACGUAGACCAUGUACAAAAAGACAUGUUUAAGAUGGUCGAUCACAAUUUAUUUCCUACACUCAAACGGAAAUGUGACAGGGAGUUCUAUUUGGACUUUAAAGAUUGGGAUGAGACAAAUGGUCGACCAGAGUUGUGA
Molecule: messenger RNA, 2085 nt
Organism: Macrosiphum euphorbiae (potato aphid)
Lineage: Eukaryota; Metazoa; Arthropoda; Insecta; Hemiptera; Aphididae
Source: the annotation of a GenBank genome assembly